UUUCAGACGAGACUAGACUUGGUACUGUAAACGCCAAGUCCAGCCAACACAUCUCCUCUUCCUUCAUUCUUUUUUAUAUCCAAAGGAAAGGAAGAGACUUUCAAUCUCUGCUAUUCUCAGGUGGCAUCAACAACUUCAGAGAUUGAUGUUGGCUUUUGUGAAUUUAUGGACAAGCGAAUGCGAAACUAGCUUGAGGGUUUCAUUUGGUUACUGGGGCGUGCCCCUUUUAUUUGAUUCGAAACAUUGUUCUGCUUGUAGAAGCUGGUGAUGACUUGUUUUCCUUUUAGUUUCAGAAAGAAGCGAGCCUCCUCAGCUGUACAAACGCCAGAAAUUGAUGAUGAGGUUUCGGGCAUUCAGAAUACCUUCAUGUACCCAUACAGAGAACUGCGAAUGGCAACUGAAAACUUCAGUACAGCAAAUAAAAUUGGAGAGGGAGGUUUUGGUUCUGUCUACAAGGGAAGGCUUAGAGAUGGCACGAUGGCUGCUAUAAAGGUUCUAUCAGCUGAAUCAAAUCAAGGGGUGAGAGAGUUUUUGACAGAGAUAAAUCUGAUUGCUGAGAUAGAGCAUGAUAACCUUGUUAAGCUGCAUGGCUGUUGUGUGGAAGGACACCAUAGAAUCCUGGUCUAUGGCUAUCUCGAGAAUAACAGCCUUGCACAAACUCUUCUCGGUGGAAGCAGCAGCAGCAUCCAAUUCAAUUGGCAGAUGCGAACUAGAAUUUGUAUCGGCGUUGCACAGGGGCUUGCUUUCCUUCAUGAGGAGGUUCAACCACAUAUUGUUCAUAGAGACAUCAAAGCAAGCAAUAUCCUUCUUGAUAGAGACCUCAGGCCAAAAAUUUCAGAUUUUGGUCUAGCUAAGCUUUUUCCUUCCAACCAGACCCAUAUAAGUACACAAGUGGCUGGAACUGCAGGUUACCUGGCACCUGAGUAUGCAAUACGAGGUCAGUUGACUAGAAAAGCAGAUAUUUACAGUUAUGGUGUUCUGCUCCUGGAAAUCAUUAGUGGGAGAUCCAACACAAACAGGCGGCUACCUCCAGAAGAACAAUAUCUUCUUGAAAGGGCAUGGAAGCUCUAUGAAAAGGGGGAGCUUGCGAGUUUAGUGGACACAUUGAUGAACGGGUCCUACGAUGUUGAAGAGGUGUGCAGAUACAUGAAGAUUGGUCUCUGUUGCACCCAAGACAAGCCGAAGCUCCGACCAUCCAUGUCUAAGGUGGUUCAGAUGCUAAUGGGCGAAAUAGAUGUGAAUGACACGAAGAUCUCGAGACCAGGCCUCCUUUAUGAGUUGAUGGGUAUCAAAGAUAAGAAAGGACAUAGAAAUAGUUCUGACACAAUGAACACAACUUUCUCAGAAUCUUCAGGAUCAGGCAAACCAGAAGCUUCAUUCUCGUCGUCUGGAAUGACCACCUCAUAUGCUGCCAUGACCUUCAAUUCAAUAUACGAUCGAAGCAAUUAAGUUGGGUAAGGAAGUACUUGCUUGCCAUUUUGGAUUUAAUCUUUGCUUACUUAGCCAUCAAAAAAGUUGGCAACCAAAAUGGUCCCCAAGUGUUAGUCGAUGGAUGCCUCAGUCAUUUCUUCUGUUACUUAGCUUCUUAUGUUGUCAAUUAAUGUGCAAUCAAAAGAGUUUGUCUCCAAUCUUCCGUUUUCCAUUGUACUCGACUGUUUAACAAAGAAAUCCUGAUAUUCAUUAGAAGAGCAGUGUGUUGCUCCCGGUGUCAAUUUUCAUUUUGCAUGGUGAAAUUUUGUUGAACAAAUGGACUUGAAGAACGGCUGUAAAUAGAGAAAUGGAGUGAUUAUUUAUAGGAGGUUGAAAAACUGCA
Messenger RNA from Tripterygium wilfordii, 1813 nucleotides. Its product is annotated as cold-responsive protein kinase 1-like. The transcript has 8 exons. Gene Ontology annotation, biological process: protein phosphorylation. Bases 268 to 1449 code for a protein of 393 amino acids. Gene Ontology annotation, molecular function: ATP binding; protein kinase activity. The record is from RefSeq and is a predicted model, not a curated record. NCBI's taxonomy places the organism in Eukaryota, Viridiplantae, Streptophyta, Magnoliopsida, Celastrales, Celastraceae.